Molecule: messenger RNA, 4835 nt
Organism: Oldenlandia corymbosa var. corymbosa
Lineage: Eukaryota; Viridiplantae; Streptophyta; Magnoliopsida; Gentianales; Rubiaceae
Source: the annotation of a GenBank genome assembly
AUGGAUAAUCCCGAUGAUUCCCACGGCGGCGGCAGCUCCACUAACCCAACUCCGGCGGCGGAGUAUGUUCAGGGAAGAAAGCUUGAAAUAGAAGCGCGCAUUUUGAAGCCUUUGGUGAGAUCUUUGUUGAAUUGGAGUAAGCCUGACCUAAAAUUGAAGGAACGCCUGCAGCGUGUUGAUGAUGUCAUCCACAUGGUCGUUGAAGACCUUGAGGAACCUGCUCCGGAAUCUGCAAAAGUACGGCGCGUGUCUUCCAAUCUGAAGAGCACACAUGAAGAUAUGGAAAGGAUUCUUUCUCUGUGCAGCGAGAAUUCAAAAUCUUACUGUACGGAUUCGUGGAAUGGUGCAGAGCAUACAUUAUGUUUCAUGGAUUCCGUCGCACAGAUUCUCCAGACUGUUAAUCAGCUCGGGGCAGAGAUAUUCGAUGAGUUCGUUGCUGCAAAGCAGGUAUUAUUAGAUGUUUGUUACGAGCUCAAUUUUAUGGAAGAUUUGCUUUGGUUAAUAUAUGUGAAUCCAGUGAGAAUGAAUUUUGGAACUUGCUCCUAUUUGUCAUAUUUUACUGAAAAGAUAGGGGUGGAGAUCUUGUGUAUGUUGUACAACUGUCUUAUGAACAAGAUGGAUGAAGCUUUGCUGGUUAGGUUUUUGAACGGAAAGAUUAACAGUAUUCGGAAAGAGGUAAAGAAUUAUCAUGAAAGUUCAUAUCGGGAUCAAUGGUUCCCAAAUAGUGCAGCCAUACUGGAUAAGCGUGUCGUGCGCUUCUUUGAUUAUCUGAUUGAAGAAAUGAAGAAGUUGUUGUUGCAUAAUACAGGAGAUAGCUUCAUGUUAAAUACUGCUGAUGGGAAUGAAAUGGAGAUUGUGGUGCAGGAGCUUAGUUUUAUAAGAUGGAAUCUCUUGGAUUUACUUAUGUUAUAUCUCCUGGAAAAGGACACGGUGCUAAUUGAAGAGAUGAAUUCUCUUUGUUUUUCCACACAGAACCUCAUCAUGGAUACAGGAUUCCUUAUUUUCUUCUUUCGUCUUGAUGACCAAAGGAGAAGGGAAAACCAAUCAAGUACCUGGACUGACGAGGAUGAGGAUGAAAAAGCCAGAGCCAAUUACUGGAGGUUUCACCUCCCUGGUUUGCUUGAGCAUAUUGACUCUCUGAAGCAACGGGCAGAUAAUUUGUUGAGUUUUUGCAAUAAGUUUUUCAAUCCUUCGAGUAAGUCAUAUGGUAGCACGAACCAGAAGGAAUCAAUCAAUGGCCUCAUCAACUGCCUUUUAUGCCUAAAGCAUCCUGAUGAAGCUUCAACUGAUGCACUGCAUACCCAGGUUCAAUCCAUAUACCAAGAAAUUUCAUCUUUGAAAGAUUUUUUGCCUGAAGUUUUUGAAGAUCAUCUGUCUGUAAAGCCACCGCCACCUCAAUUCCAAUUUCUCAGGCAACAAUUUGAAGAGGCUAUUAAUAAAUCCAACUUCAUCAUUCAUAUAAUUUUAGCCGGAAAAGGUCCGCUUUGGUAUCAUAAGUUGGGUAUAUUUGUGGUUCUAAACCAUGUUAAGGUGGCACUAAAGCAGAUGAAGGCUUAUUCAAAGAAGAUGGUUACUUCUGACCCUAUUUCAACCAGUAUUUCAGGUCCAGCCUCAUUACUGUCCAAGAAUCCCAAACAUGAUGAAAUGAGGGACAUGAAGGAGGAAUCUCCUGAUAAACUGGUUGGCAGAGAAGAUGAAACCAUGGAGGUGAUUGAAGCUCUUACUAGUAUUGGAGCAACUCGGCUAAAGAGUCUUGCUAUUGUGGGCAUGCCAGGACUAGGUAAGACAACUCUUGCUAAUUCAGUGUAUAAGCAUCCUUCAAUCAAUGCACACUUUCAUGUCCGGGCCUGGUGUUGUGCGUCUGAGUCUUAUGUCAAAGAAGCCUUGUUGUUCGAGAUAUUGAGUCAAAUUGUAAGCAGAGACAAUGAAAAUAUCGAGAUAACAGGAGAAGAUCUUGCUCUAAAGAUUUAUCAGAACCUGAAGGGUAGGAAGUACCUAGUUGUUAUUGAUGAUAUAUGGGAGGUUAAGUUAUGGAAUGAAUUGAAGGAAACUUUUCCAGAUGACCAUAACGGGAGUAGAAUUUUAUUCACUACUCGAAAUCGUGCCGUUGCGUUGAAAAUUAAUAGUAUUCCUUACUCUCUUCGCCUCCUUUCCAAUGAAGAGAGCUGUGAACUACUAUUGUUGCGCGUGUUUAAUGGAAGGAAUUACCCUGAGGAGUUGUCAAUGAUCUCAAAUCGUAUUGCAAGGCAUUGCCAAGGGUUGCCCCUUGCUGUGAUUUUGUUUGCUGGAAUUCUGAAAAGGACAGAAAGGAGAAAAGGUUCUUGGGAACAAGUUGCUAAAUCAGUUUUCAGUUUGCACACAGAACAAGUUAAAUGCACAGAAGUAAUGGACUUCACCAACAUAUUAGAAUUCAGCUACAACCAGUUGCCAGAUUGCUUGAAGCGGUGCUUUGUUUAUUUUGGAGCAUUUCCGGAGGACUCUUCUAUUUCUGUAUCAAAGUUGAUAAGAUUAUGGAUAUCUGAAGAUUUUGUGCACGGACUAAACCUGGGCUUGAAGAGUUCAAAGCAAGAAGCCGAGGCUUACUUAUGUGAGCUAAUAGACAGAAGCCUUGUAAUGAUUGCCAAAAUGAGUUCCAAAGGUGGAGUCAAAGCAUGCCGUGUUCAUGAUGUUUUACGUCAAUUUUGCUCCAAAAAACUCCAUUCAGAAAUGAAAUUUUUAGGAGAAGAUGUCUUUGAAAAGUUCUCAUCUUUUCGCGGUAAUCUCAAUGCGCUUCAUGCUUACAACACAUAUUUAUAUCACUACAGAUCACAUCCGUCUACCAUACACAGUCGCUUCCACUUCCAAGAUGUUUCUAACGAUUUACAUUUUGGACCUAGAUUACAGCAUACCGACAAGAAGUUGUCCAGGUACAUGCCUCCUGUUGUCAGAGAGUGGCUCUCAGAAGGGUUGUUGAUGCACACCGGAAACACCAAAAUUAAACGGUUUAAUUAUGACAUGAUCUCUUAUUUUCUACAGCUCAGAGUGUUAGACCUGGGAAAUGUACGAGUUGAAAGCUCUGCAGACACUUCGGAUCUUGUCAUAAUUGCCGAGCUGAUUCACUUGAGGUACUUAGCCAUCAGGCCUCGGAGGAAUGAACUGCCCCCAGAGUUAGGCAACCUUCAAUAUUUGGAAACUUUGGCUCUAGCUGGAGUAAUUGGCUAUAUCUUCUUACCAGACACGAUCUGGAAUUUGACAAGUUUGAGGCAUCUGCUAUCAGAUCAUGGUAUUUUCAUCUUUCCGCAUGUCACUGAGAAGUCCUUGAACUACUACUUCCAGAUGGAUGACUUGACUCACAUUUCCACCCUUCCACUGUAUCGGGGAAAAAAUGUUGGCAUGUUCAUCUUGAGGAGGCUUCCCAGCAUUCAGAAAUUAGGAUGCAGAUUUUUUUCAGAUUCAUGGGAUAAUUAUCUAGGCUGCAAUAUUUUUCCAGAGCUGGACUUUUUGAGUGAACUUAAAUCGCUCAAGAUCUCAUUCUCUGGGAAAGUGCAGUGUCCUUGUAAGUUUAGUUUCCCUUCAAACCUUGUAAAGUUGGUCAUCUCCAGCUCUCGCCUACCAUGGGAGGAAAUCUCAGUCAUCGGGCGACUACUACCGAAUCUUGAAGUUCUUAAGUUGCUGAGCAAAGCAUUUGAAGGGCAGCAAUGGGACAUGAAAGAUGGUGAAUUCCCAAAGCUGAAAUUCUUGAAGCUAGAAUCUCUGGAUAUUGUAGUAUGGAAUGCUGAAGCUCCUGAUUACCUUCCCUUUCUUGAACAACUUGUAGUGCUGCGUUGCCCAAAUUUACAGGAGAUCCCUGCUUCUUUUGGAGAAAUUGCUACUCUUAAGUCGAUUGAGAUAAAAUGGUGCAGCUCCCCUGCCAUGGAUUCUGUCAAAAAUGUUCUGGAAUUGCAACGUGAUUUGUCAAACGAUGAGUUCAGUGUCAAUCUCAGCAGUCCGCUAGAAUGAAAUAUUUCUCAGCCGCAGUAAGUUAAAUUAUUUUCCUCUCUUUUUCAAACAUGUAAAGUUUGGGUUUUGAGAUCGUCGUUUAUGUCUUACUGAUCUGAGAGUAUUAACAUCCCUAUUUUGAGCCAGAACCAAUUCUAAAUUGAAGUGAUCUACACUGAUUUAGUAAACAAUCUCCUGUUAUCGCGGAUCAGUCGAGGGAUCUGGUUAGAAUCUGCAUUGUCUAAAAUAGAAAAAAUGAAUUCUGUUCGCGUUGUUUGGGUAUUGUUUUAGAUCAGUUAAGGAACUUGACUUCCUUUGUUCCUAGUUCCUACAGUCCCCUACUUAAAAUCUUGACAUGUUUUUCUCCCCUUUGCUUACUUCAGUAAUGUUCUCGUGUUUAUCAUUUUUGCCUGCACACUUUCCUUUUUUCCUGGUGAUUUUCACACACGUAAAGUGUCAUUAUAAAAAAAAAUUAUGCUACCUAAAUGUUACAUCUGUCCUGCUGGUAAAUUAUUCAGUAACUGCUUAUAAUUGAGUAAAUUUAACAUAACCUGAUUGGAGUAUGGUUUAAUAACGUUGUAGCUGGAUCAGAUUGGUGCUGAUAGUGCUGGGUUGCUUUGUUGGUUCUUUUGAUGCCAUAAUGUGUCCUAAUGUUCCUUUUACUAAUUCAGUUGUAGAAAGCUGAGCUUCUUUACAGUUAGUUGCUGAAACACAUUAAGGUGGAAAGACAUACUUGUCGAUAUUCUGACUUUGCUUUGAAUGGUGAAUCUUGUAACCUUGAAUCAGUGGUUCUUGUGUCUUAUACGGUCGGUGUUUUAUCUGGCAUGCAUGCAUAUUAUUUUCGCAUCACAUUGAUGUUGUGGUAAUCUGUGAAUUCA